GUCCAACGUAGUUCGCAUCUUGAGUGAGUGACACUUUUGACGGAGGAGCAAUGAAUUUAGUACGUACUCAGGUUUUUUUUUUUUUUCAUUUCUUGUUACUAUUGCGGACAUUGGCAAAGAUCAUCUACUCUGAUAUUCAGGCUUAACAACAUCCUGCAACAUUUUUCUCAAACCAUGGAACAAAAUACUGGCUUAAUAUCACAACUGCCAAACCCUUAAUGUCAAAUAGCAAUUGGUGAAUCUCAGUUACCCUGCCGCAAAUUUAACAUGUUCAAUGAAACUAAACACCAAAGCUUAGCUGAGUGUGUAAGCGAAGGUGGGGUCCAGAGUACUAGGGUGGAGUAGCCAAGUAUGGAGAUAAAAGCUUGGAGAAUGUUUGUUGUGCCUUCAGAAAGCACAGAAGUGCUAAAUACUGCAAGGAAACGGAAUUAGGAUUUCACGGUGACGGAGGAUUCGUGGGUUGGCGUGUAUGUCGAUGCGUUGGAGCUGAUGGAAAAAGCUGAAGAGAGCUCAGCACUUGAAAGCGUUGAAGUAUUGGAUGAGGGAGGGGUUCAUCAAAAUGAGAAUAACAUCGAAGAAAACAGAAGCAGGAAAGAUGCAGACCUCCAGGAAGACUACAAUACCGAGCAUCAAAGGGUUAGCGGGGAGAGCCCUGAAGAGUUUACCUCACAGGUCAAGAUAUUAUGCAGAAUUUGUUUCUUUGCUGCAAUCAUCGAGCUUUCGGAGGGUUGCCACAUCAAAUUUUUGUUGGCAGCUGUGGUCCCCGAUGACCAGACAGGGGUUUUGGAAGAGAGCCCCCUCGAUCUUGCAUCGUAUUUGACUGUUCAUAAAGGGGAGGACAAUGCUUCAGGGGAUGCAAGUGAGCCGCUUAAGGAAGCCAUUGAAUUUAGGUCCUUGGGGGAUGAUGGCAAUAGUGCAGAUUUUGCCGGCAAUUUUGAACACAUCUUAGACCCAUCAGAUACGGGUCUGGAAGAUGUGGAUUUAGUCGAACAUAUUGACAUCGACUUCGACCAAUUUGGAGCUCAACCGCCAGAUUUGCCCGUACUUGACACCUCGAAUAAUGAAGAGGUGGAGAUGAAUGUGAACGAAGUGGAUGGGAUCUUCAGCUCCAGUGGUGAAGAAGGAACAGAUACAAGCACAGAGGCUAGUGAGUCUGAACAUCAAAUUAAGAAACUGGUUUCUGAGAACGAGGAUGAGCAAGAAAUGAAGGAACUGGAUGACGUUCCAGUGAAGAUAGACCUGAACGAUGUAUCAGAAGAGCAACUUCUGAAAGAGCUGGAUUCAGAGUCGAAUGCGGAUCUUCAUAAUACUAUGAAAAUCUCAGAAAACAUUGAAGGACAUGGUGUGCUUAGAGGUUCUGGCUCUGAGACAACUCUGGAUGAGAAGGGAGUAGACGAUGCUUCAUUGGGAAGCUUGACAAGAGGGUUAGCAAAUAACGCGGAAGUGAAAGGGUCUUCUGCACAUAAGGAAGUUCUGAGGCAUACCUACGGUCCCAAGCAGUUAACUGAGAAGCAAGUGAAACAGCUUGAGGAGAUUCGUUGUCAAGUAGACUUGUUGUCGUUAAAGCGUAAACUUGAGGCUGAAUGCGGAAAGCGUCUGAAGAAUGAAGCAAAGUUGAUGGUGCUACAUGAAAUUCUGCCCAACGUGGAGGAGAAGAUGAAAGUUCUAUGUGAUGAGGUGCUAUUCCUGGAAGUGCAGUUUAAGGAGCAGGUUGACUUCAGCAACAAACUUGAAGCAAAUUUGGUGCAGGAACGUGAGAGAGUGCAGCAUGUAGCGCAAGUACUGAAGGAGGAGAUUCAUUUGAAGAAAAAACUUCAGGAAACAUUGGAAUUCGAACGCAAUAAGAGGGUACAGUAUGUUGUACAAUUGGAGGAGAAGACCAGAUUGCAGGAAGAAUUGACACAUAAACUUGAGGAGGAGCGAGUUGUCCGGAUCCAGAGCGAAGCGGGCCUCAUGGUGCUUCACGAGAUGUUACCUGACGUUGAGGAGAAGUUGAAUGACCUUCGCGACCAAAUUGAGACACUGAUUGCGCAGUUACAGGAUCAGAAAAGAUUGAGGGAAGAGGUCGAACAGAAAUUGGACUGUGAACGCAAGGAAAGGUUGCAACAUGUGGCAAAAGUAGAGGAACGAACGAAAUUUUAUGAGGAAACAUUGGAACAGGAACGCAUUGAGAGGUUACAAUUUGUUGCGCAACUGGAGAAGAGAACCAGAUUGCAGGAAGAGUUGGCACGAAAACUUGAGGAGGAGCGGGUUAUGCGGAUCCAAAGUGAAGCGGGCCUAGCUGUUUUCCAUGAGAUGUUACCUGACGCUGAGAAGAAGCUGAAUGAUCUACUUGCGCAGUUGCAAUCACAGAAUGGAUUGAAGAAAGAGAUUGAAGAGAAAUUGGAUUGGGAACGCAGAGAAAGGAUGGAACAUGUGGCAAAAACAGAGGGAGAAGCGAAAAUGCAUGAGGAAGCGUUGGAACAGGAACGCAAUAAGAGGGUGCAAUAUGUUGUGCAACUGGAGGAGAAAACCAAAUUACAGGAAGAGUUGGCUCGAAAACUUGAGGAGGAGCGAGAUGAGCGGCUCAUAAGUGAAACUAGUUUGAAGGAGCUACUACAUGAGAGAUUGCCAAACGAUGAAGAGAAGAUAAAAGAGCUAUAUAAUCAGGUCAUGUCGCUCUCUGCGCAGCUUGAGGAGCAGAGAGAACUGAGGAAGGAGCUUGAAGAGAGGUUAGAACAGGAACGAGAAGAGAGAAGCCAAAGAGCGGUUGUGGUGUCAGAAACUUCAAACGAGAGUCUCCUUGUUUCGUCGGUGCCAUGGCCAGAGGAGAAAUACGAGUGUGUGAAGUUGUUGGAUGAGCAAAAGGCAUUGUUGGCGCACCAAAUGGAAGAAGCAGAGAAAAUAAAGAGUACGGCCCAGAUGAAAGUGGGGCAGCUGAACAAUCAGGUGCAAAACUUGGAGGUGCUCACAGACAUUGCAGAAACUAUGGAGUGUGUGUUCAGCGCAAAGGAUCGGGCUAUAAGUCAGGCCAUUUGGACAACAUUUCAGGCCCUGUGCCUUGGUUUAGGAUUCAUCCACUUCAUCACUGCAUACAGGGACCCAGUCGUACAGAACUCCCUGCUGCCCACUUAGUUGGUUAAGAAUGAAAUUGAAGUGCAACCUAUGUCAUUCCAUUGGUACAACAAUGUGUAACAUAUUGUAGAUCUCUGUUAAUCUCGCAAGUUUGCUGUUGAGAAGACCAAUGUGAUACAGGGCUAGUGCGUCAGCCACUUUGUAUUCUGUUCAAUGUAGAGUUCAAACACAUGCUUCAAAACAUUUCAUUGUAUGUGCUAUGCAGGUCUAAAAGCCUACCAUGGUCAUUCCUUUGAAAUCUUUAAUCGGAUCUGAUGUUGUAUGUCCUCGA
This is a messenger RNA of Physcomitrium patens, 3385 nucleotides long. RefSeq lists its product as uncharacterized. The record is from RefSeq and is a predicted model, not a curated record. Lineage: Eukaryota; Viridiplantae; Streptophyta; Bryopsida; Funariales; Funariaceae.